This is a messenger RNA of Amyelois transitella, 381 nucleotides long. RefSeq lists its product as uncharacterized. The transcript is spliced from 2 exons. Bases 1 to 381 code for a protein of 126 amino acids. NCBI's taxonomy places the organism in Eukaryota, Metazoa, Arthropoda, Insecta, Lepidoptera, Pyralidae. The record is from RefSeq and is a predicted model, not a curated record.
AUGAAGCACCUAGUCCUUCUACUAUCAUCAUGUUAUUUGGCAAGUUGCAUCCCACCCCCGCACCCCGCGGUGGUGCAGGUGCGACAUGAAGAGGAGCAGCUUCCCGGACAUUUGAGGAGCCCAGCGUUACACAACCCACAUCUCCGCGAAGUGCUACCAUUGGCCAGUUUGCUUCACCACGGCGAGAAACUGGUCCACCACAGAGAAGCAGACGAUGUUGGCCGACACCAGAUCUACAACGUGCUGACUCACGCCGGCCUCAUCCCCCGGCGGCGGCACUUCCCCCAGCCCCCGACACAGCAUUACGCCCCGACGCAUCCUCACCAAAACUUCUUCGAACCACCAGCCUUCACCAAUCCAGAUAUUUUACAGCAUUUGUAA